Molecule: messenger RNA, 540 nt
Organism: Malus domestica (apple)
Lineage: Eukaryota; Viridiplantae; Streptophyta; Magnoliopsida; Rosales; Rosaceae
Source: RefSeq, a predicted model, not a curated record
GCCGGUUUUUUGAUCCACUUGUUACCAAACAGGGGGCCAAAACCCGAAAUCCCAAACAGACCGUACAAAUAUUUUCAAAUUCGCCUAACUUUUUCAACCGGAAGAAAAAGAAAGCAGCGAUGGGGAAAGCGUCGGGAGCGAAGCAAGCGGCGGUGGUGUUCGGAGCCCUAGCCGUCGGCUGGCUGGCCAUAGAGCUUGCCUUCAAGCCCUUCCUCGACAAGGCCCGCGCCGCCAUGAACAAGUCCGACCCGGCCCGCGCCGCCAUGAACAAGUCCGACCCGGCCCGCGAUCCCGACGAAGACGACGCCGUCAAACCCGCUUAUACCGCCGCCGACGAAGCCUCUGGAACUCUGUAAGGUAGCAGACUCCGAACACUACUACUACUAGUACAAUCUACACCGAAUCGAUAGGCAAUAACACUGUAGAUUUUGGAAUCUUACGAUCAUGAAUUUCUAAUAGCUUUAUAUUAAUUAAUUACUGUUUGAAUUUGAAAAUGUUGGAAUUGAGGAAAUUACUGGCUGGCCGGUCAACUUUUGAUCU